GCUGGGGAGGUGGAAGGGCUUCAGUCCCGCCUGGUCGCUGGGGAUUCCAAAAGCCAGCCCUGAGAGCCAACCCGGAGCUUGUCAUUUAUUCCCCAACUGGCCGACUGCCUAAAGGAGGUUGAUCUGGGAGCUCCCAGAGAGCCUCCUAGAGGUGGCUCCCAGGAUUCAGUGCACCCAAGCCCGCUGCUGUAACGCAUAGUUUUCAGUUUAGCUCCAUACCCAUUGUUUUACAGAAGAGGAAACUGAGGCCCAUUGGGGCGAAGUGACCAGCUUAGCAGUGCAAGCUGGCAGGAGAACGUUCUGUAACGCUUUCGUUAGGCUGGUAACUGGAGUGGUGGAUUCUUUGCCCUGAUGACCGGUGAUGGACAUAACUGUCAAUCAUCCAGGAUGGACAGAUGUGGAGGGGGCUGCUGUCUGUAUGGAUGGAAGAAGUUGCCCACGUGAUGAGAUUCCAAGUCCUUGGAAGUGUAGGGUAGAACAACAUAAAAUUAAAAACAACAGCCUCUCAAGAGGAGAACAAAAGGGCUCGUUGGAUUAGGAGUCAGAAGAAUUGAACUGAGUUCUAGUUCAGCCUCCUUUGGGUGGACAGACAAUAUGGCCAGGAGGGCACUGAAAAUUGUUUCUUGGACCAGCAUGGCCCUGGCUUCCUCUGGCUUCUACCUCUACAGUAAUAAGUACCUGGACCCCAAUGAUUUUGGAGCAGUCAGGAUAGGCAGAGCUGUAGCCACGACGGCUGUCAUCAGUUACGACUACCUCACUUCCCUCCGGAGUGUUCCUUAUGGCUCAGAGGAGUAUGUACAGCUCAAAUCCAAGGUCCACCGUCGCUCAGCUGAGCGCCUCCGAGAGCUCUGCUGUGCCAACAGAGGCACCUUCAUCAAGGUGGGCCAGCACCUCGGGGCCCUGGAUUAUCUGCUGCCUGAGGAAUAUACAAGUACCUUGAAGGUCCUGCACAGCCAUGCCCCACAAAGCAGCAUGCAGGAGAUCCAGCAGGUGAUUCGGGAGGACCUGGGCAAAGAGAUCCAGGACCUAUUUCAGAGUUUUGAGGAUACCCCACUCGGGGCUGCCUCCCUUGCCCAGGUCCACAAGGCUGUGCUAUAUGAUGGGAGAACUGUGGCGGUGAAGGUCCAGCACCCAAAGGUACAAGCCCAGAGCUCCAAGGACAUUCUGCUCAUGGAGGUGCUUGUUGGGGCCGUGAAGCAACUAUUUCCUGAAUUUGAGUUCAUGUGGCUGGUGGAUGAGGCAAAGAAGAACUUGCCUCUGGAAUUAGACUUCCUCAAUGAAGGGAGGAAUGCAGAGAAAGUGGCCGAAAUGCUUAAACGCUUUGGGUUCUUAAAGGUCCCUCGUAUUUACUGGGAGCUGUCAACUCGGCGAGUCCUCCUGAUGGAAUUUGUAGAAGGUGGACAGGUCAAUGAUAAGGUUUACAUGGAGAAGAACCAGAUAGAUGUCAAUGAGAUCUCCCGACAACUGGGAAAGAUGUACAGCGAGAUGAUCUUUGUCAAUGGUUUUGUGCAUUGUGACCCACACCCAGGCAAUGUGCUGGUGAGGAAGUGUCCAGGAACUGGGAAGGUGGAGAUUAUUUUGUUGGAUCAUGGAUUGUACCAGAUCCUGACGGAUGAGUUCCGCCUGGACUACUGUCACCUCUGGCAGGCCCUGAUCAAGGCAGAUAUGAAGGGUGUGAAGAAAUACAGCCAGCGCCUAGGGGCAGGGGAGCUCUACCCCUUGUUUGCCUGUAUGCUGACGGCCCGGUCCUGGGACUCUGUCAACAAAGGCAUUGGUCAGGCGCCUGUCACUGCCAACGAGGAUGUAGAGAUUCGAAACAAUGCUGCUACCUACCUCCCAGAAAUCAGUCAGCUCCUUAAUCGGGUGCCCCGGCAAAUGUUGCUCAUCCUUAAGACUAAUGACCUGCUCCGGAGCAUCGAGACAUCCCUAUCCACCCGGGCCAGUGCCAGCUCCUUCCUCAACAUGUCUCGUUGCUGUACCCGAGCCCUGGCUGCGCACAAGAGGGAGCAGACUUGUUCAUUACUCAAGAAGACCCAGAUAUCUCUUGGGGAAUCUCUCAGCCUGUGGCAGAUCAAUCUGCACGAACUCUUCUUGCGCAUGCGGGGGUCCUGGCUGGGAAACUGGGUCUUUGCCCUGCUCUACUGGCUGUCUCCUACUCCACACUGAGCAGCAGACGACAUCCUCCAUCUUGCCCUACGGUGACACGGGGUUGAGUGGGUCAGGAGGGGGACUCUACUCUGGCUCUGCUUUCCAAUGAUGUGGUGGAGGGACUCCCAGGAUCAUUAUCUUCUCUUUGGCUGUACUCCAUAUGUUCACCCACCCCUCUGUCAAUCUUGUCACCUUUUCACAGUGAUUACAGAGUCUACCAGCUCUCUCCUAAAGUGGUGGAACACAUCUCCCAACCCUUUCAUCUUGACUCUUGGAGCAAGGAAAGGAAAACUUGGGCAGGGAAAAAACACCAACAGUUUAUUUCCCCCUCCUCAAAAGCAGGGUACUGUUGGAUUUAAUGUCACAACUCCCCAAAGUCCACCUCCUUUCC
Messenger RNA from Sarcophilus harrisii (Tasmanian devil), 2539 nucleotides. It is a transcript of the gene ADCK1, whose product is annotated as aarF domain containing kinase 1. Bases 595 to 2166 code for a protein of 523 amino acids. Gene Ontology annotation, cellular component: mitochondrial inner membrane. The record is from RefSeq and is a predicted model, not a curated record. NCBI's taxonomy places the organism in Eukaryota, Metazoa, Chordata, Mammalia, Dasyuromorphia, Dasyuridae. Gene Ontology annotation, molecular function: ATP binding; protein kinase activity. Gene Ontology annotation, biological process: lipid homeostasis; protein phosphorylation; mitochondrion organization. The transcript has 11 exons.